Molecule: messenger RNA, 4230 nt
Organism: Caenorhabditis sp. 36 PRJEB53466
Lineage: Eukaryota; Metazoa; Nematoda; Chromadorea; Rhabditida; Rhabditidae
Source: the annotation of a GenBank genome assembly
AUGGGCCACGGUUGGAUCGAUGAGAUUCGCACGUUUUUCCCGACCAUCUGGCUCAUUGCGGCGCCCAUUAUUCUCUGUCCGUUGAUCUUUUUGGGAACGGUAAGCGGGAAUCUAGGCCAGUGAUGAACGACCUGAACUUUCGAUGUUAUUUGUUGGAUUCUAGGCCACGCAAUAAGAUUCUUGGACCAUGAUCAGGUCUAAGUCACUUUUCUAGGCCACUUUUGAAUUAGAUCGGAUCCUAGGCCACGUAAUAUGCGGCCUAAGUGAUUGUUGUCGGAUCCUAGGCCACGGUUAACAUCAAAUGUCUUUUUGCUCUGUGUCGGAUCCUAGGCCACCCCCAAGGUAAGGUUCUAGGCCGAGUACACUACCGGUAGGAAACAGUUUUCGGUCCGUUGACGAGGAUGUCGGAUUCUAGGCCCUGCACGAUAUUGGCCUAGAAAGUUGGAGUUGUCGGAUCCUAGGCCAAAUCUGAUAGUUCUAAGCGCAUAAUUUCAGGCGGGAAAAUGCACGUUCGUGAUCCUGACAAUGUCGUGUUACUGGGUGGCCGAAGUAGUCCCUCUGGCCGUCACCUCGUUCAUUCCCAUGAUCGCCCUGCCCUUUCUCGGCGUUUCCAGCAUCAAGAACGUCGCGCCCAAGUACUUUGCGGUCAGUCGGAACUCAAAGUGAUAUAUCUCAGCUGCGGGCGGAGAUAUCGAAAAGAUGUCAACUAACAAAAUGUUAAAUGUUUAUUGAGAAAUUGUGCACCUUUUAUCAGUUGACAACUUUUUGAUAUCUCCACUGGCAGCUGAGAUAGAUCGUUUUGAAUGAACGGUAUUCGGAUUCCCUUUGAUACCAAGCUUUACGGUACCUUGGGAUCCAGGGGAAUGGUUGCAAAGUGUCCGGUUGCGAAACUGUCUCGAGCGCAUUUUCAGGACACGAACAUAGUGUUCUUCAACAGUCUGAUGCUUUCGCUGGCCGUCGAAGAAUGCCAACUUCACAAGCGAAUCGCCCUCAAAAUGCUCACUUACGUCGGAACUCGACCGCAUUGGUACGUCUUUUCUAGGCAAAAUGUGAAGACUCCAAAGUACUGACAAUAUUUUCAGGUUAAUGGCCGGCUUCAUGAUUAUCACCAGCUUUAUGUAAGUUUUCCUAAAACGAUUUUUUUUGGAUUUUUGAAACAUCAUAAUUAAAUUCUAGAAAGUUCUACAAACUCCAGCUUUGGCUUAAAAUGACCAAAGUCAUCUUACGAAUACAGGAAAAGUAUAGAAAUUAGUGAAAAAAAUCUAGAAAUCGAGCACAGCUCAAAGUUUUUCGCCCAUAGGAAUAGGCAGGAUUUACGGUACCUUUCCGUACAUGCCAAGCAGUCUAUGACUGAGAUAUUGCUCUAGAAUUGUUUUCGGCAAAUUAUACACACCCAAUACGUCAUUUUCUCAGUUGACAACUUUUUCGUACAACAUCUCAGAAAACGGUUAUGACUCUUGAAAGUUCACCGACAAAAAACCACAAACAUAUUUUAAACUCAACUUUAGUGUCCCAUAACUUUACGAAAAAAAGUCGUACAAAACAGUUGUCAAGAGGAAAAAUGAAGUUUCAGAUGUGUAGAACACACACACAAAUAGUUUGCAGCUCUCUGUGGAUCUCGGACACCGCGUGUUGUGCUCUGAUGGCUCCGAUCGCGUACGCUUUGCUGGAAGAGAUAAUGAUUCCGAAGAUGAAGAAAAACGAGGAUAAACUGACGGAAAUUGAGUUGGACGGGGGCUUGGAAGCGGUCGAGGACCACAAAUUGGACACUUCGAAGCUGUCCGAACGGGACCGAGGUGUGUCAAAUGGCCGAGUCGGAUUCUAGGCCACGGAGAAGUUCUUGCAGGAAUCUGCAAGUGCAUGAUGCUCCUCGUGGCUCAUGCUUCGUUGAUCGGCGGCACCGGGACGAUCAACUCGACGGGACCCAACUUGAUUUUCAGAGAUGUCCUCGAAAAGUCUCAAAAUGCUACCGUAGCCCCGUUUCCCAACCUUAAUGUUCCAGAAACUUCCCGAACGAAGACACGGGAAUCUCGUACUUGUCGUGGAUGGCAUUUGCGAUUCCGCCGAUGGUCUUCUACAUGUUCUCCUCAUGGUUCAUCGUCCAACUGCAAUUUCUCGGCCCCCGUCAUCUCAUGAGCAUAUUCCGGAAGCCGACGGAAGAGGAGAGACACGAAGAGGAAGUGGCGAGGAGAGCCGUCUGGAAGAGCUACGAUCAGUUGGGACCCAUGACGUGAGUGUCUCACUUUUGAGCGACUGAAACAGUUUCAACACGGUAAAAAGUUGCAAUUUAAUUUCGUUUUAGCUGAAAACUGACUUCUAUGGGUCCGAUCACAUAACAAAGACUGUUUUUGAACCAUUUUAUGAUCGAUGAUCACUCCAUUGAUCGUAUUUUUCAAAUAUUUCCUUUUUGAGUUGGGCCGAAAAGAGCACAUUGACGAUCUUCCUGCUGGCGGUCCUCUCGUGGAUCUCCUCGGAUCCGAAGGUCGUUCCCGGUUGGUCGGACCUCUUCCGAAAAGGAUACGUCACCGACUCGUGCUCCGGCCUCGUCGCCGUCUUUUUGCUCUUCGUCUGGCCGAAACAGAAGCCUGACUUUAGAAUUUUCAGAAAAAGUUGGAAAUCGACCGUGUCGUCCUUCUGAAAAUGAUUUUCAGACAAAGACCGUCGGUCGGUCCGUCAGGAGCCUCUGAUCGACUGGGACUGUGUCCGCCGGCGGUUUCCCUGGUCGAUCAUCUUGCUGCUCGGAGCCGGUUUCGCCAUUUCCGACGCGGUCAAGGUAUGAAUGGAAGAGAGAAACAGCUAGGCCACUCUCAUUUUUUCAGUCGAGCGGUCUAUCAAAUCUGAUCGCGUGCCAGUUGAACAACACCAUUUCCUCGCUUCCAUUGUUCGGAAUGCAAGUGAUCCUCUCGAUUGUCGUCGUCGUGAUGACCGAGUUUUCGACGAACUCGGCCACCGCCUCCAUCUUCAUUCCGAUCUCGUUCACGAUGGCCGAGGGCGUCCACGCCCACCCACUCUACUUCUCGAUUCCCACCGCCAUCGGACCCUCCUUCUCGUUCAUGCUUCCGAUGGCGACGCCGGCGAAUGCGAUCGUUUAUGAGACGAGAACGAUUCGGAUGAUCGAUAUGGUACUGUUUGCCGCAUUUCGCCGGCUCCUCACGUACUAGACAUGCUCAGUGUGCCUUACCGAAAGGGUUUCGGUAAAUUUACCGGUAAAAAUUUCGGUAAAACUUUUUUUUACCGAAAGAGUUUCGGUAAAUUUUCGAAACAAUUUACCGAAAAUUUACCGAAAACGUACCGAUAAAUUUACCGAAACUAUUUCGGUAAAAGUUUCGGUAAAUUUUAUCGGUAAAUGGGUACUUUUUCGAAACAAUUUUCAAUUUUUUUCGAAUGAGGAACUUUGGGGACACAUUAAAUGCGAAACUCGUUGCAUAGCAUUAUAAAAAAAAUUUAAAAUGUAAAAAAAUUUAAAAUUUAAAAUUUAAAAAAACAAAAAAAAAUUAUUAAAAAUGUAAAACAAAAAAACAUGUUUUAACAUUUUUUUCUCCGCUUUCAAAAUUGUUCUUUCGGUAAUUGUCGAAAGGAACGAUUUACCGAUAAAUUUACCGAAACUCUUUCGGUAAAAACGUUUUUACCGAAAAUUUACCGAAAAUUUACCGAAAUUCACUUCUUUCGGUAAAAAAAAUUUCGGUAAGGCACACUGGACAUGCUUUACAACAAUAUUCGUUAAUCGGUAGAUCCCUUCAAAUGACGUGGCACUCCGUAUUCCGUCUGCUGCCCCGAGCACUUUCUCAGUCUGUAUAACAGUGUGUCACCCAAGUACCGUCAUAAAAUAGGACCCAAGUGGUCCCGUCUCAAAUAGCACGUCAUCCGCCAACUGGCCGAAGACGACAGUAGCAGAAAAAAAGGAGGGGGGUGUAACAGGAGUCGGUUAUGGAUAUUGCGCAAUUUGAGAAAAGAGCACUUGAAAGUGAGCACUGUUUAGAUUAGCCGAGACGUUUCGCAACUAUCCUUUACGAAACCUCAAUUAGACACUACUUGGCCACCGAGAAAACUUGGGAAUGUCUUCGUUUCUUGCAGGUCUCGUGCGGCAUUCUGCUCAACAUUCUGUGCAUUGUGAUCACGGUGAUCAACAUGAACACGUGGGCGUACUGGCUCUUCAACAUGGGCACCUACCCCGAAUACGCCCUCCGACACGCCUCAAACAUCACCGCCGACUCUUCGCAAUGCUUCUAG